Hippocampus comes (tiger tail seahorse) is the source of this 1373-nucleotide messenger RNA. Its product is annotated as dickkopf-related protein 3-like. Bases 631 to 1203 code for a protein of 190 amino acids. NCBI's taxonomy places the organism in Eukaryota, Metazoa, Chordata, Actinopteri, Syngnathiformes, Syngnathidae. Gene Ontology annotation, molecular function: receptor antagonist activity; co-receptor binding. The record is from RefSeq and is a predicted model, not a curated record. Gene Ontology annotation, cellular component: extracellular region. The transcript is spliced from 7 exons. Gene Ontology annotation, biological process: negative regulation of canonical Wnt signaling pathway; multicellular organism development.
CCCCCACCCCGCGCUCACUUUUCCCUCACCGCGGCCAAGGUUUUCGCUGUUGCAGCUCUGCUCCGCGCUCCCCUCAAAGGAACAUCUGGGACGGCGGCUCCAUGACAGCGGGAGGGUUUGACAAAACAGCUUGAGUGAGGAGACUGCCCUCGCUCUCUUUCUCUCUCUCUCGCUCUCUUUUUCUCUCUCCGCGCAGCUCUCUCGCUGGCUAUUUGCGAGAGGAGGAAAUAUUUACACUUUUUUUUUCUUCCUCAGAGCAAAGUGAGCCCAAAAAAUGAGAAGUUUGGGAGGGCCUAACUCCCGCUCCCCCUUGUGUGAACUGGGAUCAAACCGGGGUCCAUCUGGUUCAAGUCAAGCCAAAUCUUGAAAGGCGAGGCCCAAUGUACUGAAAACCCACUGGAAGCGCAUCAUCGUUGAUCCGGAGAAGACUUGAGGCAGUGGUUUUGGUCUUGGAAGGGUGGUCCCACAGCAAUUGGAAGUUCUGUGGCACAUCCUGGCAUCUCUUUGCCGACCGCCCACAGCUGGCAGUCCGAGAAAAACGAUGCCAUGUGAGGUUUGGUGCCUUGCUCAAGCGACCCCCGGGGCAUCACUCCGGCAACCACCCUCUGCAGCGAUCUUCGUCUCGUGUGGAUGGCGAGCCUGUGUCUGUGCUUCACACGGGCCGAGGCGCACAUUUGGGCGUGGAUGCUCAACAUGCCGCACAGUCCGCCCAAAGACGGGGCCGUGGCGCUACGGGACGGGGCGCCCCCUGCCAGAGCCACCACGGCGGCGUGUGACCACGACAGGGCCUGUGGGCGAGGUUUCUCCUGUGACCGUCACUUUGGCCUGUGCGUGCCCCUCCGUGGGGAGGGGUACUAUUGCCGCAGGGACGCCCAGUGCGUGCGGGGCCUCAGCUGCAUGUUUGGCAAGUGCCACCGCAGUGUUCCCAAUGGGCAAGAGGGCGCCCGUUGCAAGUUGGACCGGGACUGCGGAGCAUCUAUGUGCUGCGCCCGCCACCACGGCGAGCGCGUGUGCAAGCGUCGGCUGAUGCGCGGCGACGGAUGCUACGUCCCCGACGGCGGCCUGGCGUUCAGCAUCAACCAGAUCUGUCCGUGCGACGAAGGGCUGCUGUGUCGGGAGAACGUCGCCCCGCGGGGGAGAGAGAGGGAUUUUAUUUACCAGGCAGAGCGCACAAACUGGACGUGCCAAGUUCCCGAACGCUAACACCAAGCACAAGAUGAAACGCUAUUUAUUAACUCCACUGUACAGGAUAGUGUAUAUAAAAGUUGUUGUUACCCCCCCACAUUGUUUUGAUUGUUUCUUUUUUUUUUUCACGUGAAGCACUACACUGACCUGUUGUCAUAGUAACACACGUCUGCUGUACUCCAAACGAA